AAAGCUGUAACUCUUUCUCAAGCGGACUCCCUCAGCUCUCUUGCUGAAAAACCCUAGUCGGAUUGAACCAUGGCUGGCAUGUAUGGUUACCAAGGAGAUGGCUCGGCACCGCCACCCAGGGACGGCGGUAGCGCAGGCGGGGGAGGAUUUGCAGGCUCUGGUGCCGGAGGAUACGGGUCAAAUGGUCGCGGAUCAUAUGCUGGAUCUGGAAGCGGAGAUUAUGGAUCUGGUGGUGGUGGAGAAUAUGGAUCUUCUGCAGGUCGAGGAUACGGAUCUAAUAGCGGCGGAGGUGGUGGCGGAUAUCAAAGAGGAGAUCGUGGAGGAAGUGGAAGAGAAGGUGGUGGAAGAGGAGGUGGUCCUGGUGGUAGCGAUUGGCGAUGCCCCAACCCGAGUUGUGGAAAUGUGAACUUUGCUAGAAGAGUUGAAUGUAACAAAUGUGGUGAGCGUGCUCCUGCUGGUACUAAUGAUCGUGGUGGCAGAGAGGGUAACAAUUAUAACACGGGCGGGGGUGGCUCAUAUGGUAAUAAUAGAGGUGGAAGUGGUAGGAAUUUUGAUAGUGGAAGUGGCAGAGGUGGUAGAAGCAAUUCCUAUGGUGAUAAUCAGGGAAGAGAUAACAGUGGUUAUGGUCAAGGUCCUCCUCAAUCAUAUGAUAACAAUUACCCCCCACCUUCAAGUGGUUAUGGUGGAAAGAAUAAUUAUCCACCUGAUACAGCUCCUCCUGCAAAUUAUGGCAGCGGACCAACUUCAUAUCCCCCAUCAUCAUAUGGUGCACCUGCUGGUUAUGGUGGCAAUACUCCAGAAGAUGCCCGAGGCGGGGGAAGGACGGGCCCUCCUGCUAGGCAUGAUGGUGGGUAUAACGAUGGUGCAUUUGGUAGUUCUGAUGCUCCUCAAAAUGUCAAGCAAUGUGAUGAAAAUUGUGGUGACUCGUGUGACAAUGCAAGAAUCUAUAUAUCAAAUUUGCCUCCUGAUGUGACCAUUGACGAACUUAGAGAUCUUUUUGGAAGCAUUGGACAAGUUGCAAGAAUUAAGCAAAAGAGAGGCUACAAGGACCAGUGGCCCUGGAGUAUAAAAUUAUACACAGAUGAGCAAGGAAAUAAUAAAGGUGAUGCAGUUCUAACCUAUGAAGAUCCUUGUGCAGCCCACUCUGCCGGUGGCUUCUACAACAACCACAUGCUUAGAGGUUAUAAAAUAAGUGUUUCUAUGGCUGAGAAGUCUGCUCCAAAACCUGCUUCUGCAUAUGGGAACAGGGGUGGUGGUAGAGGUGGUUACGGUGGUGGUGAUAGACGGAAAGACAUCUACAGGGAUGGUGGAGGCUCUGGUCCAGGAAGGAACUCUUCUUUUGGUGGAAACAGAGCACACCCGUAUUAAGUUGCUUUCAAGAAUGUUAUGUACUAAAUUUGUGAUGGGAGAGUUUUUCUUUAAUUCGAGUCUCUUAAAAUGGUGACUAAAAAGGUAGGCUGUCUCAGUUCUGAGCAAUACCCUUCUUUUGGUUAUUGCUACAUGGUGGGGAGUUCUAUUUCCAGUUAAAAACUUGAUUAAUAUGAACUAUGUGAAUGUUUUUUUAUAGAGGGCGAAUGGAUAUUUCUCGCAUUGCUGCUAAGUUGAAAUAUUCAGCUUGUUUGGUGAUCCUUGAAAUGUGAGUAUGGUUCAUUUCUGGGAAAUUAAGCAAAAUUAGAGAAAAACCAUAGGAGGGAAGAAGCAAUGACAAUGAUGGGGAUCAAAAAGAAGAAAAAGAGGGGAUGGUUACCAUUUUUGGCAAGAGAACAAUGGUGAUGGAGGGAUAUUGAGGAGGAAGUUGGGGAGAGAGAGACGUGUUGGAGAAAUGGCGAAGGAGGACGCGAGGACAAAAGGAGGAGGAUGUAUCAUCGGGCAAGGACAAUCUUCGUAAAUGUCUCAUGGAUUUCAAACGGGGAGAACAAUUUUCGGAUUUUAGCCCACAUUUUCUAUUGAUUGGUUAUAUUGUUUUCAAUGUCUAGUGGCGCAAUUUGUUGUACGUUUGCUUUCUAUUUCGAUGUAUAAGACAAUCACGAUAAAGCCAAGAGCUUCAAACUUGUUGAAGGAUGAACUUUAACAAAUUUAUGGUUCUUUU
Molecule: messenger RNA, 2089 nt
Organism: Cuscuta campestris
Lineage: Eukaryota; Viridiplantae; Streptophyta; Magnoliopsida; Solanales; Convolvulaceae
Source: the annotation of a GenBank genome assembly